Messenger RNA from Hyalella azteca, 1851 nucleotides. RefSeq lists its product as uncharacterized. The record is from RefSeq and is a predicted model, not a curated record. The transcript has 3 exons. Lineage: Eukaryota; Metazoa; Arthropoda; Malacostraca; Amphipoda; Hyalellidae. Bases 44 to 721 code for a protein of 225 amino acids.
GUUGUGGCUACGUGGCAUAGGUUCGUGCGUCGCGGCGCUGGCGAUGUCCACUGACGUCAUUUAUGACCCGAAAGGCUUUCACUCAAUCCUGGGCAAGGGGCUGAAUGCCAGUCAAGCUUAUGUCGAGACGGAAAUCACGCGCAAGUGUGACUGUCACAUGAUGUGCUUCACUCGCAACGAGUGCGCGGCGUUCAGUGUUCGCCCGAGCAGCAACAACGCGCUCACGUGCAGGCUGGCCAGAGAAAACGUCUACGUCAACACGCCAGGCGACGUCCCUUGGGCUUUGUACUUUGUCAAGAAACAGCUGGUGGAGCCUUGGGCCAUCGAUCGUCUGAUUUACCGCCGCUUGACCACCCAAGUCCGGGGCUACGCCGCCAGCAAGGCGGCAUGCGAGGCCAUCCCCGGCUUCCGCCUGAUUGCCGUCAUGUUCGAGGCCCAGAUGUCCAUCCUGCUGGAGUUGUGCCUCGGCAGGAAACCCAACCCCGGAGAGACUAGCUGUAGUGACUGGAGUAGGUGGUUCUACGUUGACAUGGUCAAGAUCAAGAACGUACCCAUGAUCCGAGGGCAAACACCUUUGGCUGAUACCGACGUUACCAGCGUUCUCAUUAACGACGAAAAUGCUAAUUUCAUCUACGCGUCAUCGGGGCAGAUUAACGAUGAGCCCUCGUGGUGGCCUUUCUUUCCUGUCUGCCAAGCCAACGUUUUUGGCGUGAACUGGUAGAUGUCGAGUUAUCGAGUAAUUAUAGCAGGUUAAAAAUGUCUUGCCUGUGGUCAGGCAAACGUAGUUCAUGGAUGUUAUUGUAAAAGCAUAAAAUUUUUAGGCCGUGUAUCAUGCUUCAACAGGCCGGAGAUGAACAAAUGUACGUCCGGUGUCGAUUUUGCAUUGCGACUAAGUCAUUUUGACAAUGACGCACUCUAGAAUUGGUGUCAUGUCACUUGGGACUCUGGGCCAAUUAACAGCCAACUCCUCAGGAGGACUGAUGACAUCAUAAACUUUCCUAUAUAUUUUUCCUUAUCUAUCUAUCCUUAUCUAUCUAUCCUUAUCUAUUAUACUAUAUCUGUAUUUUAGAUGAAGUGCGCGGUCGUUUUUGGGCUGUCGUGAGGUAAGCCAGCAUUGACUGCUGAGGUAAACUGCUUGAACAUCCAGCCAAUGAACAGGGAAAUUUUGACGUUUGAUUGAAAUUGGUGUUUGGUAUCAGGUUUGGUUGAACUUUUAUAUUCGCAUUUAGUUCGGUUGAAAUGGGGCAUCGGGUUUGGUUGAAGUGUCAUGAUUGUCUCUGGUUUGAUUGAAGUGUUACGUUGGUGUCUGGUUCGGUUGAAGUGUUAUGAUGGUAUCUGGUUCGGUUGAAGUGUUAUGAUGGUAUCUGGUUCGUUUGAAGUGUUUUGAUGGUAUCUGGUUCGGUUGAAGUGUCAUGAUUGUCUCUGGUUUGAUUGAAGUGUUACGUUUGUGUCUGGUUCGGUUGAAGUGUUAUGAUGGUAUCUGGUUCGGUUGAAGUGUUUUGAUGGUGUCUGGUUCGGUUGAAGUGUUAUGUUGGUAUCUGGUUCGGUUGAAGUGUUAUGAUGGUAUCUGGUUCGGUUGAAGUGUUAUGUUGGUAUCUGGUUUAGUUAAAAUGUUUUAUUGGUAAUUCAUUAGCGUGAAUAACUUAUACUCGUGUGUCUAAAUAUAGUGUGUUAUUUGGAUCGACUUUUCUAUUUAGGCAGCACAACUUGCCUUCAUGGAAGGAAAGUUUUUUUAGCAAACACGGCGCUUUUAUAAAAUUUAGCAUUAGUUAAAAAUGAGAUUUUUAGCCGUUGGGUCAGAUUCCGUUGAGAUUUAAUUUUCAAUUAACUGCAAGGAGAAAAAACUUCGCU